CGGUACAGCCACUUAGAGAAGAUGACAGAUUUGGUGGCUGUUUGGGAAGUAGCUUUAAGUGACGGUGUUCAUAAGAUUGAAUUUGAACAUGGGACCACUUCAGGAAAACGUGUUGUCUAUGUUGAUGGAAAGGAAGAAAUAAGAAAAGAAUGGAUGUUUAAAUUAGUGGGUAAAGAAACAUUCCCUGUUGGAGCAGCCAAAACAAGAGCUACUAUUAACAUUGAUGCAGUCAGUGGCUUUGCAUAUGAAUAUACUUUGGAGAUCAAUGGAAAGAGCCUCAAGAAGUAUAUGGAGAACAGGUCAAAAAUAACCAAUACUUGGGUACUGAGCUUGGGUGGUAUGGACUAUAGAGUUGUUCUAGAAAAGGACACUAUGGAUGUGUGGUGCAAUGGCCAAAAAAUGGAAACAGCGGGUGAAUUUGUAGAAGAUGGGACUGAAACUCACUUCAGUGUUGGUAAUCACAGCUGUUACAUUAAGGCUGUCAGUAGUGGAAAACGAAAGGAAGGAAUUAUUCAUACCCUUAUUGUGGAUGACAGAGAAAUCCCAGAGGCUGUGGAGUAGCCUCUAGUUAACUGAUUAUUGUAGGACUAAGAUCAGGAUGCUACUGGUUUCCUCAGAGGGCCAUAUACCUCUCCCUCAUUUGGGAACAGGUCAACAAGUAUUGUGGAAGGGCCCCAGCACUGUUGCAAAUAACAAAGGUGUCAGGAUUGUUUACAUCAUCUACUAAGCUGUCAUAUACCUUAAUGGCAUCCCCCUCCACUGCCGGUGGCAUAAUGUAAGACGGCUUGCCUUUAGUGUAUAAGCCUGUUAAUACGUCAGCCUCAAACACGU
Fulmarus glacialis (Northern fulmar) is the source of this 831-nucleotide messenger RNA. RefSeq names its product Fas apoptotic inhibitory molecule (gene FAIM). The record is from RefSeq and is a predicted model, not a curated record. The transcript has 5 exons. Gene Ontology annotation, biological process: canonical NF-kappaB signal transduction; negative regulation of extrinsic apoptotic signaling pathway via death domain receptors; positive regulation of neurogenesis. The coding region runs from base 22 to 561 and encodes 179 amino acids. NCBI's taxonomy places the organism in Eukaryota, Metazoa, Chordata, Aves, Procellariiformes, Procellariidae.